CCGCUCCUCUCCUCCUCAUUGUGCGGCUGAACACCUCGGACUGUCAGAUCUGUGUCCAUAGACGGACAUGAUUGUUCCUUCUGGGGCCCCGAUCUCCUGAGAGGAUGAGACACUGAGGAGCCCCCUGCAGACCCCUGUACUGAUCAUCUCUCCCUGCUGAUCCUACUCUCCAAGGUGCUGAAAGACAUCCAUGACCUCUCUGAGGGUCCGCACCCCAUGGCCGCACUGAGGAUGUAGGAGAGGGGUCCAUCAUCCGUCAUCAUCAUCAUCUACUGCCCCUCACCCUACAAGCCCCGGCUCACAGGACCACCCUGGAAGGAACCAGAACCAUCAUGGCCACCUGGAGGAUGAGAGUGAUCGGGGGGCUGCUGCUGCUGCUGAUGGUGGGGAUGUGCUCACCUGUGUGUGUUGAGGUUCUUUCUGGGACAGAGGCCGUCCAGGGACAGAAUAUGACUCUACUGUGCAUCUCCUGCAUGCAAAGAGAGGAAGUAUACGCCGUUACCAAUGUGGAGUGGUACUAUGAACCCAGCAAUGGAAACCGAUCACUUAUCUACGAAUACAAUGAGGGAAAACCCCGGGAGCACAUGAGCCAAUUUAAAGGCCGCCUGAUGUGGAUUGGGAGCAAAGACCUGCAGGACGUCUCCCUUGUAUUACAAAACGUAACGCUGAUGGAUUCGGGGAGAUUCAUCUGCAACGUCAACCGCACGCUACACUUCGAGCAACACCAACACUACACCACAAGCAACGUGGAAAUCUUUCUGACCGUGUCCAAAAUACAGAAGGAGGAUUUCACCAGUGUCCUCUCGGAGAUCAUGAUGUACAUCCUUCUGGCGUUCCUCACCUUGUGGCUCUUGAUCGAGGUUGUUUAUUGCUACAGAAAGAUCUCCAAGGCCGAAGAAGUGACCCAGGAGAGCGUCACUGACUAUCUGGCGAUACCUUCAGAGAACAAGGAGAGUUGCCAAGUUCCGGUGGAGGAGCAAUGAGGCAGGGAGAUCCCAACACACAGGUGUUCUAGGAGGAUACAGAUCAGUCAUCUUUCACCAUGUGAACAGGCGUUGGCCAUACAGAGCUGUCUAUCACAUAUCCGAACCCAUCAUGGCUGUAACAUAUCAGACUCCCUCUAUAAUGCCUUACCUGCUUUGUGAUAAUCCAGAAUGUCUCACAUCUAUGUAAUGUGCUGUAUGAAGAGAUGAACAAACACCGGGAAGAUCCACGACUCGGAGGGGCCGGUCAUGGCUAUUGAUUCGUUCCUGAAAAUUCUUAAAAAAAAAAAAAAAACCUUCACAGAAGAUAUUCUGUCACGUUUAGAAACUAGGAAAACUGCGCCAUGGUCCAUAGCCACCAAGUAGCGGCUUCCUUUACUUCUGUCUAAUCUUAAGCCGACACAGUGUUACAUUGAUUUCACCGAAUAUCAUUAAUUCCUGUAUCACCCCCUAAAGGAGUUUUAUAGUCACUGACCGGAGUGGGCACUGCCCCAUAUAAGUAAUGGAGGGGGCGUCAACCUAUGGUUCUCUAUCCAAGAAGGAACAACAAAUGGGUAUGCUGGAAGUAAGAAGGCUGGAGGCACUCGUUGCUUGCCAACCCAACUUUAUUUCGGUCCGGUCACAGAUGCAACAAAGGCCUUCGGCCUUUGUUGCAUCUGUGACCGGACCGAAAUAAAGUUGGAUUUGGCAAACUACGAGUGCCUCCGGAGUUUCCUUAAACGGGUACUCCGGUGGAAUUUAUUAUUAUUUUUUUUUUUUAAAUCAACUGGUGCCAGAAAGUUAUACAGAUUUGUAAAUUACUAUUAUUUAAAAAUCGUAAUCCUUCCAGUACUUAUCAGCUGCUGUAUGCCUCACAGGAAGUUCUUUUCUUUUUGAAUUUCUUUUCUAUCUGACCACAGUGCGAGAUGAAGUCCCAUAAAAAGCUUUUUUUUUUAAUUUAAAAUCCAUUUACAAGCAUGUAUUACAGACGUCACAGUACAAGAAAACGAAAUAGGAAGAAAGACAGAUGUCCGGCACUGCUAGACUAAGAUGAGCGGCAGCGUAUGGAACGUUGAUAGUGCUGUAAACCGUAUACGUGAGGCUUCGGUGUAGGAGGUGCUAAGCUAUGACAGCAGUCAGCAAUAGUAAAAAAAAAAAAGAACACAGAGCUUGCACUCACCGUCCGAAGUAACUUCUUUAUUGCUUUGUGUCAGGCAUUACAAACUGGAUGGGUUGAGGCGGUGGGGAGCUACCGGGACAGACUGUUUCACGCCACUCGAGGCGCUUCUUCCAGCCGGUGUGCAAAUACGGCGCCUGCCGGUGACGCUAUUCAUCUGCGUCCCGGGAGGGGGGGUGAAGUCAUGUGUAACAACAAAAGGGAUCAUGUGAUGUAUACAAAACAACAUGUGUUUAGACAAUACGGCUAGAACAACACAGAUCGCUACGGCGGCAGAAAAACAUAAGGAUAAAGAGUAAGAUUGUUACUAUUAAUGUGAUAUAAACAUUUGUAGGAGGCUGAGGUACAAGUUCGACCCGAUCGUUGAGACCAAGGACGCCCAUCGCGUCCAACGUUAAGAUCCAUGCCGCUUCUCUUCUCAAGAGAGCGGCAUGUCUAUCUCCUCCGUUAGGUUGUGGCUUAACUCUUUCAAUGCCGGCAAACUUUAAAGUACUGGGGUCACUGUUGUGGACCUCUUUUAUGUGGGCGAUCAAUCUGGGAGCACCAACUUCAGUUCGGAUCGACCGUAUGUGCUCCCGGAAACGUACAAAGAGAGGACGGAUUGUCUUACCCACAUAAAAGAAGUUACAAGGGCUAAAGAUGACAUAUACCAAGUAUGAGGUGCGGCAAGUGAUAAGGUCGUGUACAGUGUGAGCUCCAAGUUGCAUGGUUUGGGUGGCCACAUUUUGACAACAAAAGGAACAAUGCCUACAAGGGUAGUUGUCCUUGGGGGUCAUUCUUCCUUGCCAAUUCUUAUCAACUUCAGAUUGAUCUCUGGAAUUAUUACUAGAUGUUUUUUAGGAUAUCACCUAUAGUACGGUUCUUUCUAUAGGUGAUAAGGGGAGAGUUUUUUGCAAUAUCCUUUAACUCAGCGUCUGACUCGAUAACAUACCAAUUAUUGCGUAUUGCCCUAGCUACAACAUUAUUCAUGUUGGAAUUGGCUAUUGAGAAAGUAAAACGCUGCGGUUUAUUAGUCAGGCGCGGUUUUGGGAUUAGGAGAUUUUCUCGCGGAGUUACAACAGCCCGAUCAUAGCCAGUUUUUUUAUCACAUCAGAUGGGUAACCACGUCAGGCGGUUUUUUAAAUCAUCUGCCUGUGACAAAAAGGUGUUCUCAUCACUAUUAACUUUAUCUAGACGUAGAAAUUGAGAAAAAGGUAUACUCUUUUUUUACAUGGUGCGGGUGGGAACUGUUAAAAUGUAACAAAGCAUUCCGGGCUAUAGGCUUUCUAUAGCCUUGGGAAUGUAAUGUUCCAUCCCGUACAAUCAAUUUCACUUCUAAAAAUGUGAAUUGUGUCAGAAGUAAACAGCAUAUUCUCUUGGUUUGUAGUAUUCAUAUAGGAGAUGAAGGAGGUAAACAUAUCUUUUGUGCCCUCCCAUACAAUUAGGACGUCGUCAACGAACCUAAGGUAGAGUUUUAUAUUGGACACAUAUGGGUUAUCGAUAGAAAACACGUAACGGCGUUCAAACGCCGCCAGAAAAAGGUUGGCUUUGUAUGUCUCUCUCAGUAUUUCAAGGACAGCCUGUACACCCGCAUCGUGUGGGAUGCGGGUGUACAGGCUCUCAACAUCGAUGGAGGCUAGGUGGUAAGUAUCGGACCAAUGGAAAUUCUCAAGAUGUGUGAGAAGGUCACCAGUGUCCUUCACAUAUGAUGGGAUCGAAGGAAGGAGUGGUUUUAAAAGCCACUCAAGAUAUUGAGAGAGUUACUCGGUCGCAGAGCCGAUCCCCGCGACUGUGGGUCGCCCCGGGGGUUGGCUCUGCGACUUAUGCACCUUGGGGAGAAAAUACCAUCUGGCGUGACGGGGGUCACGGGGAAUCAAUUUCUCGGCAGUGGACUGGGUUAAGAGACCCUGUUCACAUUUGGUUCUGAGAAAUGUGCGAAGUGAGUUGAGAGUUUUCCGUGUCGGAUUUUCAAAAAGCCGUUUGUAUGUGGCAGUAUCUCCUAGAAGGCGUUUUUUUUCAACUUCGUACAUAGAGUUGUACAUAAGUACAGUACUACCGCCUUUGUCUACUUUCAAGACCCUCAAAUCCGAACGGGAUCGAAGCCAGUUCAAUGCUCGUAAUUCACUUGCGCUUAGGUUUGGUCUAGGUUGGGGGUAUAACAAGGUCUUCACGUCUCGUUCGACUGCCCUCGCAAACAGAUCAAUCGAACUGCCUACGGGGACAUGCGGUGAGAGCGUAGAAGGGUUCCCUCCUCUAAAAGCCAAACAAUACAAGAAAAGAAAAAUUCUUGACGCGUUUUGGGGGCUUGCCUCUUAUUCAUAAGUUAUGACUAAAGGGCAUCCUCGCUCCGAAACCCGUCAAGCGUGUUCUUUCUAUAGUGAUGUCUGUAAUACAUGAUUUUAAUAGAUUUGAAAUAAAGCUAUCUUUUUUUGUAGGACUUAAAGGGGUACUCCACUGGAAAACAUUUUUUUUUAAAUCAACUGGUGACAGAAAGUUAAAUAGAUUUGUAAAUUACUUCUAUAAAGAAAAUCUUAAUCCUUCCAGUACUUAUCAGCAGCUGUAUACCACAGAGAAGGUUGAGUACUUCUUUUCUGUCAGACCACAGUGCUCUCUGCUGACAUUUCUGUCCAUGUCAGGAACUGUCCAGAUUAGGAGCAAAUCCCCAGCAACCCUCUUCUGCUCUGGACAGUUCCUGACAUGGACCGUGUCAGCAGAGAGCACUGUGGUCAGGCAGAAUAGAAAUUCAAAAAGACAAGAACUUCCUGUGGAGCAUGCAGCAGCUGAUAAGUACUGGAAGGAUUAAGAUUUUCAGAUAGAAGUAUUUUGCAAAUCUUUUUAACUUUCUGGCUCCAGUUGAUUUAAAAAAAAAAAAAUUUCCACCGGAGUACCCGUUUAAUGAUAAUGUAUAGCUGCCAAGUGAUGCCUGUGUCUAGGGAAAGUGCAUAUCCCGAGCUGCUACAAUGUAGAAACUUUGUUUCAGUGUUUAAAGGGGUGUUUAAACUUUUUUUUAUAUAUCAACUGGCUCCAGAAAGUUAAACAGAUUUGUAAAUGACUUCUAUUAAAAAAUCUUAAUCCUUCCAAUAAUUACCAGCUGCUGAAGUUGAGUUGUUCUUUUCUGUCUGGUAACAGUGCUCUCUUCUGACAUUUCUGCUUGUCUUGGGAACUGCACAGAGUAGAAGAGGUUUGCUAUGGGGAUUUGCUUCUACUCUGGACAGUUCCUGAGACAGAUGUCAUCAGAGAGCACUUAGACAGAAAAGAACAACUCAACUUCAGCAGCUCAUAAGUACUGAAAGGAUUAAGAUUUUUUAAGGGUGCAUUCACACCACGUUUUUGCAAUACAGUUCCCGUAUACGUUUUCAAUGUGAAAACCGUACGGAACCGUAUUGAAAACCGUAUGCAUUGACUCUCCAUUGAAAACCGUAUGCCAAAAAAUGCAUCAGGUUGUGUCCGUUUUGCAUCCUGUACGGUUUUGUCAGUUUUUUUUUCCCAUACCCAAAACCGUAGUCUACCACGGUUUUUGGUCCGGGUGAAAAACUGUAUUAAACCGUAUACGUUUUUUUUUUUUUAACAUGGGAGUCAAUGGGAACCGUACAGAACUGUAUGUGCGUAUGAUUCCAUUCGGUUUGCACAAUACGGUUUUUGACUUUGCAGAGUUUUUUUUCUCCGAAUUUCAAUCAAACAAGUGAAACUUUAUUCAAAAUGGAGUGAAAAGUUAAAAACGUAUAAGUUUUUUUCUUUAAAAAACACAUGCAACCGGUAAUCAUUUUUCAAACCGUAUACGGUUUGUAACUGAAUACGGGUUGAAAUUUGUACACACGUUUUGAUACAGUUUAAUCAGGUUUUGAGGAAUCCGUUUUUCAUCAAAAACCUGAUACGGGAACUGUAUUGCAAAAACGUGGUGUGAAUGCCGCCUAAUAGAAGUAAUUUACAAAUCUGUUUAACUUUCUGGAGCCAGUUGAUUGAGAUAUAUAUAUAUAUAUAUAUAUAUAUAUAUAUAUAUAUAUAUAUAUAUAUAGAUAUAUAUAAAAAGUUUUUUCCUGGAAUACCCCUUUAAAUAGAAUCUGGUUGUUACUGAAGAUAUCACACAUUUGUUACACGCAUGACCUACGAUACAUCUAGCUGCCACCCUAUAUAAUGAACAGGUAUUGGACUUUGUCGCACUACUGGAGCUUUUUUUGGCCCCCUCCAACCAUGUGUCAUAUAUAGCAUCGCCAUCAUCCCCAAUAAGUACUAAGUCCGGGGUGCGACUACUAACCCUGAACCGUACACCACUGAACAUAGCUGUGGAAUUGAAGACGUCUGAUGUAGUAACAUGGUCUUGUAUCUGCGUCUACUUUCACUGACCUCACUCAUCUAGUGUCUGGCAGUGUGAAGCGAUGACUUCAUCUCAUCCUCUCCUGUGACGCGUUUCGCUCUUCUGUAACCAUCCCGGCGAUAUCUACGCUUUCCGGCAUUGUAUUGAAGGGUCCGUCGUUAGAUUCACCACCUCAUGACCUCAGUACUGUACUUGAUGUUCGCAGUCACGGCCUCUCACUAUUGCACAGAGCAGAAAGUACUGACACGACUGUUACUUGUGGAGAAGAGGAUGUCACGCUCGUCUCUUCUGGAGGGUGGAAGAUGUCUUCCUGAAAACUAUAACUUAAGCUGUUACCUGCCAAACACUUUUUAAAAGAUGAAUAAAAUUGAGGUUUCCAUG
Messenger RNA from Hyla sarda, 6814 nucleotides. It is a transcript of the gene SCN3B, whose product is annotated as sodium voltage-gated channel beta subunit 3. Gene Ontology annotation, cellular component: voltage-gated sodium channel complex. The record is from RefSeq and is a predicted model, not a curated record. Gene Ontology annotation, molecular function: sodium channel regulator activity. Gene Ontology annotation, biological process: sodium ion transport; regulation of heart rate by cardiac conduction; ventricular cardiac muscle cell action potential. The transcript is spliced from 6 exons. The coding region runs from base 333 to 983 and encodes 216 amino acids. Lineage: Eukaryota; Metazoa; Chordata; Amphibia; Anura; Hylidae.